GUCGACCGGCGGCGUCGUCGAUCGUCGGGAAAAAUUCAUCGUUCCGGCGAAAUUCAUACCGCUGCAGUCCGCGGACGUACCCGCGCUGUGAACCUAAACGGAUUUUUAUUGUCGCCAAAAGGUUGACUGUUGUGCAGCAAGUUUAGUGUCGGUGACCGGUUUAAUAGUGUCUCAUCAACGAAUAAUACUACCUAGUAAAUUGCCAUCAAAUUAGGAUGGUGUUACUGGUGCGAGGCGUGGUUCAGGACGAACCACCGCCGGACACGAGGACGCUGUACCUCAACCAUCCGGUACUGCGAGAUUCCGCAUCACAACUGCUCACCAUCUCUACAAAAGUAGUUGGGCCCAUAGGGCUCCUUUACGUGUGCCAACGGGAGAUGGCUGUGACCGUACCGCAUGACAAAAACGUGUCGAUUAUUGGUUCUGACGACGUUACCACUUGUAUCAUUCUCGUACUCCGACAUACCGGUUCCGGAGCCGUGGGAUUCGCUCAUCUAGACGGUUCGUGUACUGAGGAAUGUGUGGUGAACAUGGUGCACAGGAUCCAAGAACUGUCCAUGGGCUUUCCGGACGGCCGGCUGGAAAUGUCUCUGAUUGGUGGAUUCACUCACGUGUUACGUUAUAGCGAACAAGUGUUUUAUAGUCUGAUGGUUGCAGUUCACAAACAUCAAACCGAAAUCGAACUUGUGCUUGCGUGUGUUGGAGAACUUAACACUAUUAUGCGAAACAACGUCCACUGGCCAUUGCUUUAUGGAGCUGGAGUUAUGGUCAAGAGCGGUGAAGUAUUUCCGGCUAACUUUCCUGACAAAGGGCCUGAACAACCCCUGAGACUUGCUCGACUGUUUACAGGCCUGCAACCAGUGUUGGAUGUGUAUGACUGCAGCUUGGGUCUUUUAAGAAUCGGACCGUUUAACUACGAACCCAUGCGCAGUGUCGAUUUGUGGCUUCAGCAAUCCGAUGAAUUCAUCCUGCAAGCUUUGUCAACUACGCCCGACGUAGAACCACCGCACACAGUCAUGGCCAUACGAGCCUCUCUGAAAUAUGUUCAAGAUCAUCCAUUUCCGGCGGUUACGGUCUUCAGGGACAAUCGGCCAUUAUACUAUAGACGAGAUGAACACUCAGGCACGUGGACUCCAUUUCGAUAUUAAAGAAAUAUGAAUCUAUAACUCGACAAUCCAACGAUAAAAGUGUCAAAUGUUUGUAUGGCGUCAAUAGUUCGGUAAAAUUCAAACGUAAAUUAUCAUUGAAAAAAAAUUACCAGUGUUAGUUUUUUUAAUAUUAAUUAUUUUUAUUUAUAGAACAUUCCAUUUCGUUUGCCCUAAUCUUGUGUUUUAUAAGCUGUUCAUUUUUAUUUUUAAGUGCCUUUAUAGUUAAAUUCGAUUUUUUAAAAGCUGUU
Molecule: messenger RNA, 1396 nt
Organism: Rhopalosiphum maidis (corn leaf aphid)
Lineage: Eukaryota; Metazoa; Arthropoda; Insecta; Hemiptera; Aphididae
Gene: Ntan1
Product: protein N-terminal asparagine amidohydrolase
Exons: 8
Coding region: 216-1148 (310 amino acids)
Biological process (GO): ubiquitin-dependent protein catabolic process
Cellular component (GO): nucleus
Molecular function (GO): protein-N-terminal asparagine amidohydrolase activity
Source: RefSeq, a predicted model, not a curated record